UCACCCCACCGUUAGAUCACUCAAACUAGUACGUUCCUUCAAUUUAUAAGAAACUAGGAAGAAUUCUUAAUUAGCCAACGUUUUCAGAGAGAUGUUAAGAAUUCUAUCUUUGUCCCUCAUGUCCCGAUCUCACUCCCUUUCCCGCGAGUUUUCUCAUCCUCCAUUUUCCAUUCUUUCAUCACCGUACUCAACUUUGAACCAGCAAAACAAGGGAACCGAAGAAAAUCAAAGCACCCCCGGUUCAGUUUUCAGCAGGGACCCAUCUGACCCACCUCGCCUCUUGGUCGUCCAGCCUCGUCUCCGUCCCCCUACUUUCUUGCAGGCCAAGCUCAAUGAGGCUCUUUGUUUAGCUAACUCCCUCGAGGAACAGCGUGAUGGCUACUUUGAUUCUGAUUUCUUCGAUAAGGAGUUGCCUCCUCAUGUUGUUGUCCAAAACCCUUCUCUUAAAUCUUCCAAAAUCCGUGCUGACACGUAUUUUGGACCUGGAACUGUAGGAAACAUCAAAUGCCAUUUGAAUUCUUUGGAGUCCAAGGAUGGAGUUGAUGCUGUUUUUGUCAAUAUCAUCCUAUCUGGAGUGCAGCAACGUAAUUUGGAGAGAGUUUGGGGAAAACCUGUAUUGGAUCGUGUGGGCCUUAUAAUAGAAAUAUUCAAUGCUCAUGCGCACACGAAGGAGGCCAAGGUACAGGCCGAGUUAGCAGCUCUUAUGUACAAGAAGAGUAGGCUUGUCCGUGUACGUGGACUGGAUGGACGCAAUGCUUUUGGCGUUAGUGGAGAAGUUGAAGUUGUUAGUGCACGAGGGAGAGGAAGUGGUGGCCGUGGUUUCAUAAGUGGUGCAGGAGAAACUGAACUGCAGCUUCAGCGCCGAAGAAUCUUGGAACGGCGGAAUCAUUUGUUAUCCCAGAUUGAAGAGGUUCGCCGUACCCGAUCUGUGCAACGUGCAGCUCGUAAAAAACGAGGUGGACUUGAUGGCCAAGGCUUAUCUACUGUUGCUGUUGUAGGAUACACAAAUGCUGGGAAGUCUACGUUAAUUAGUGCACUCUCAGAUAGUGAUCUGUAUAGUGAUGCAAGAUUGUUUGCAACAUUGGAUGCUAGACUAAAAAGUGUUGUUCUUCCUUCAGGGAGGAAAGUGCUACUCAGUGAUACUGUGGGGUUCAUAUCGGAUUUGCCAGUGCAGUUGGUGGAAGCAUUUCAUUCAACCUUAGAAGAGGUUCUAGAGGCUGACCUCCUUGUGCAUGUAAUAGAUUGCACUGCGCCUAAUCGCGAUGAGCAUCGUUCCACGGUGUUGCAAGUUCUUCAGCAAAUUGGAGUGUCAGAAGAGAAACUUCAGAACAUGAUUGAAGCCUGGAACAAGAUUGAUUAUGAAGAAGAAAUGGGUGAUGCUGAAGAUGUUGAGAUCGGCGAUUUCUCGGGUGCAGAAGACGGCGAGACUGAAGGUUCUCCAGAAGAAGAUUUUGAUGUGGCGUCGGAGCUAUUAGAUGAGAAAUCGGUUGAUGGUAGUGAUUUAUUGAAUGACGAUAAGCAAGGGGAUUACUCCGAAGGCUGGCUGUUGUCAGAGGACGAGUCUGCGGAUGACUACUGGAAUACCCUGAAUGACCAGAAGCAAGCUGAGACCUCUAAUGACCGUAAGGCGCUAAAAGAUUCUGAAGCUGAACCUCAGCAUGUUCCACACGUCAAAGUAUCUGCACUCACUGGUGUGGGCCUUCAACAACUGUUGGAACUUAUAGAUGAAAAGCUCAAGGUGCAAGAUGAGCAGAUGAAGUCUGAAAAAGUAGUGGGAAGCAGUUUCGUCGAUCGAAAAUGGAGGCCCCCUCGAAAAGAAGAGGUAGCAGUUGAACAGUGAUAAGUAGUAGACAAACGAGAAUAAACAAAAUUUUUAUUUUAUUUAAUAAACGAAUAAAUACGAAUAUAGGUGUGUUUGGUUUUUUUA
This is a messenger RNA of Hibiscus syriacus, 1927 nucleotides long. Its product is annotated as GTP-binding protein At3g49725, chloroplastic-like. Bases 92 to 1840 code for a protein of 582 amino acids. The record is from RefSeq and is a predicted model, not a curated record. NCBI's taxonomy places the organism in Eukaryota, Viridiplantae, Streptophyta, Magnoliopsida, Malvales, Malvaceae. The transcript is spliced from 13 exons. Gene Ontology annotation, molecular function: GTP binding; ribosome binding. Gene Ontology annotation, cellular component: cytoplasm.